UUAUCAUGUAACUUCUGUAAUCAUAAAAACAAAAAUUAGUAACCGGAAACCACCGGCCGGAUUUUGUUUGACGAUGUCAAAGAAUCCCAAGCUAGAAGCUCAUUGGCGAUUCUCUUGCAUGCUCGUAGGGUCCCAGCUCUCUGGAACCAAAUAUAUACGAGCUGAAUCGCCACCCGUUUCCUCGUUCAACGUGUUUCAAAGAUUUGAUUUUUUAUACCCCAAAAAAUGGAGGAUGCCACAAGACAUUGCCUUGCUCUUUUAAUACUUGAAAUAUCGUUAGUCACUAUUUCGUGUAUGGGAGCAGUAAAUGUUGAUGUGGGUGUGAUUCUUGAUUCGGAGUCCAUAUCUGGAAAGAUGAGAAAGGCGUGCAUUUUACUUGCUCUGUCCGAUUUCUACGGAGGCCGCAACCGCAACACCCAGAUUGUUCCUCACUUCAGGGAGUCCAACUUGGAUGAUGUCGGUGCAGCAUCUGCAGCUGUAGACCUGUUGAAAAAUAUUCAAGUACAAGCAAUACUAGGUCCCCAGGGAUCAACACAAGCAGAUUUCGUAACAGACAUAGGGAAGAAAGUCAGAGUUCCCAUAAUUUCAUCAGCCACAAGUCCCUCUCUUUCACCCAGCCAAAACCCGUACUUCAUCAGAGCGGCUUACUGCUCCUGUGCACAGGCUAAGGCCAUUGCAGCAAUAGUUAAGGCCUUUGGUUGGAGCGAAGUUGCUUUUAUCUACGAAAGCAGCAACUUUGGAAGCGGAAUCCUUCCUCAUUUGGUGGAUGCGAUGAUGGAUAUCAGCGUUUCAGUAGCACAUCAAAGCGUUCUUUCGCCAUCAGCUGUUGAUGAUCAGAUCAUGGUGGAGUUACUCAAGUUAAAGACAAAGCAGACACGUGUCUUCAUAGUCCAUUUGCAUCCAGAUUUUGCUUUUCGGUUUUUUGUUAAGGUGAGAGAAGCUGGAAUGAUGAGCAGUGGAUAUGUAUGGAUGAUCACUGAUGCAUUCACCAGCCGUUUGGUUUCAAUGGAACAGUCAGUUCAUGAGUCAUUACAGGGCAUCAUAGGUGUGAAGCCAUAUGUCCCAAGUUCAGCUAAGCUGAAUAAACUAAUCAUGAGAUGGAAAUCAAAGGAGUUUCGUCGACUAAAUCCAGACUUAGAUGGAGUGGAGCUCACUGUUUUCGGUCUAUGGGCUUACGACAGUGUCAUAGCAUUAGCAACAGCACUAGAGCAAGUAAAUAUUACUUCGGGUAUGGAGCUGAAGAAAACAAUUAUUAAUAAGGAGAACAACCUCACAGAUUUGGAUGCAAUUGGGACCUCACAAAUGGGGCCUUUGCUAGUUGAAUCCAUAAGAAACGUCAAAUUCAGAGGACUAAGUGGAGAUUUCCACAUUCUUGAUGGAGAACUUCAGCCAUCUGCUUUUGAGAUUGUGAAUGUGAUCAGCACAGAGAAAACGGUCGGGUUCUGGACAGAAAAGCAUGGGAUUUCCAAGAAAUCUAUUAACCCAAACGGUACAACUCUUUACUCUGCUAACAAACAUGACCUCGGGGCAAUCAUAUGGCCAGGUGACUCUACCACAGUUCCCAGAGGGUGGGAGAUUGCCACUGAUGAAGAUAAAUUGAAGGUUGGAGUUCCGUUCAGAAGAAAAAGAGGGUUUGAGCAGUUUGUAAAAGUCACAAUUCAUCCGCAGACAAAUGCUGUAGAAGCAACUGGUUUCUGUAUAGAUGUCUUUGAACAAGUUAUGAAGUCAAUGCCUUAUUACGUGCCAUUUGAAUAUAUACCGUUAAAAAUCCCACUUGCUAAUGGCAAAAACUUUCCAGAGUAUGAUGGUUUCUAUAAGAAGGACUUCACUAUGAAGCUUGAUGCUGUGGUUGGUGAUAUAACCAUUUUAUCAAACCGGUCCAAACAUGUGGAUUUCACAUUUCCAUUCUCAGAGUCUGGGGUCAGUAUAGUUGUUCGGGUCAACCAAGAACACAAGAACCCAUGGAUUUUCUUCCAACCAUUAAGGAAAGAAUUGUGGCUGGUGACUGCGGCGUUCUUUGUCUUCAUUGGCACUGUUGUUUGGGUGCUUGAACACAACGUAAACAAAGAGUUCCAAGGUCCUUACCACAAACAACUUGGGAUGAUCUUCUGGUUCUCCUUUUCAACUCUUGUUUUUGCACAAAGAGAGAGAUUAAUAAAUAAUUUAUCGAAAUUCGUGAUUAUAGUUUGGGUGUUUGUGGUGUUGGUUCUGACAUCUAGCUACACAGCAAGUUUAACAUCUAAGUUAACUUCCAAAAAGUUGCAACCCACUGUCACUAUUGAAGAGCUUAUAAAAAAUGGAGAGUAUGUGGGAUACCAGUACGGUUCUUUUGUUGGACAUAUGUUAAAUAAUAAGUUUGGGAGCACAAAAAUGAGGGGUUAUAGCACAUUAGAAGAAUAUGAUGUGGCACUCACCAAAGGAAGUAUAAAUGGCGGAGUUGCUGCUAUUAUGGAUGAGCUACCCUAUCUCAGGCUCUUGGUUGGGAAGUAUUGUGGCAAGUAUGCUUUAGUUGGUCCAACCUACAAGACGUCUGGAUUUGGAUUCGCAUUCCAAAUGGGGUCUCCAUUGGUGCCUGAUGUCUCCAGAGCAAUAUUACGUGUGACAGAGAGUGAGACUAUGAGGAGGAUAACCGGUGAAUGGUUUGGGGAUGGAACAGAUUGUUCACAGAAAGAUGACACCAUGUUGGGUUCAGUGGACUGCUUUAAAGGCCUUUUCAUCAUUGCUGGCUCAUCUGCAUCAUUAGCUCUUCUCAUAUUCUUCUGCUCCUUCCUCUAUCAGAACAAGGAUAUCUUAACAUCUGAUAUUCCAAUCUCUCAAAAGAUUUUUGCAUUAGUAAAAUCUUUUUGUGAAGAAAAGAGGACAUUUGGGGAGUCUGAUAGGAAGCCAAGUGAAUUCAUAGAAGGCAGGAGUAAUGCCUGCUGAACUCUAUCCACAAACCAGGCAUUGAAAAUUCUCCAUGCCACACUUUUUUGUAGCAGCAGCAUAGGUGACCCUAGAAAGACGAGGCAUAAAAUUGUAUGUUGACCGUUUUAUGAAGCUGUCCAUAUAUUCAGAGUUCCGAGUUGAAUCAAUCAACACAACACAUAAUCUGAUAAUGUAAAUUUUAUUCCGUGCCAAAUGAGCCUUUAAUCCCCUUAUUUGAUUGUACAUUCCAGUUUUUUACAGUGUAUUACCAAUUAAAUUUGAUUGCACAUUCCAGU
Messenger RNA from Cuscuta europaea, 3200 nucleotides. The record is from the annotation of a GenBank genome assembly. NCBI's taxonomy places the organism in Eukaryota, Viridiplantae, Streptophyta, Magnoliopsida, Solanales, Convolvulaceae.